Molecule: messenger RNA, 387 nt
Organism: Sordaria macrospora k-hell
Lineage: Eukaryota; Fungi; Ascomycota; Sordariomycetes; Sordariales; Sordariaceae
Source: RefSeq, a predicted model, not a curated record
AUGGCCUCCUUCGUUGCCCGCCGUGCUUUCUCCACCACCGUCCGCCGCUUGGCGUCUGGUGAGGAGGCUCUCAAGACCGAGUCCAAGAAGAACCCCGAGAUUCUGGUCCUCGGUGGUGUCAUGGUUGCCGCCUUCAUUGGUGCCGGUUACUACUUCGGCCGCAACCCUACCGCCUCUACCGCCGAGACUGCCGUUCCCCAGACCAAGAACUCCAUGCCCUGGGAGUCUGGCUCGGGCGCUGGCAAGUACCAGUACUACCCCGGCGGUGACCCCUCCGCUGCUCCCAAGGACGCCCCCAGCGCCGUCAACGUUGUCGUUGUCCCCAACGUCAACCUCCCCAAGAACCUCCACGACAAGUACAACAAGUGGGGCAAGGAGGGUUACUAA